Molecule: messenger RNA, 1062 nt
Organism: Culex quinquefasciatus (southern house mosquito)
Lineage: Eukaryota; Metazoa; Arthropoda; Insecta; Diptera; Culicidae
Exons: 1
Coding region: 133-753 (206 amino acids)
Source: RefSeq, a predicted model, not a curated record
UCGAUAGAUCUUUCACCCUCUUGUGUCACGGCAACAAAGUGAAACUUAAAACGUAAAUAAAAACAAACGACGAGGGGAAGUGAAAAUUGGAGGAUUUUUUUCAUCGUAGUAAUCCGCGAUGUUCCGUUGAAAAUGAGUGACCGCAAUCCGGGCCAGGGCACCAGUUCCAGCACCAGCAGUAGUUCCACCGCAAUCAACAAACGUCCCCGAUUGCUGUCCUUCCAAGGCCCGUCGGAUCACGCCCCAGUGGACGGAGCGCCGAUGGCCGCAGGGCCCUCGUCGAGUUCGCUGGAGGAAAUCAACGCGCGGCCUGCGGGCCGUCAUCCGGAGAUGGCCCCGGAUCUGGCCAGCUGGCAGGAAGCGCAAAUAGCCGCCUGCAUCGAGGACAACACAAUCAAUCUAGUUCUGGAGCAGUAUCUGAGCUUUUUCGAGGCUCGGCAUAACGGCGUCGAGGAGGCGGAAAUGAUGGUCCAGGCCCAGGCGGCCGAGCUGGAACACGAGCAGGAGGUGGAGAACCGUGCAAUAAUGGCCGCGAUAAACGAGCGGGGUCUGCAGCCAGCGGCCGUGGCCAUCGAGGAGGACGCGGUGGAGCCGGAGCUGAUUCCGGUGCCGGCGAUGGACGUAGAUCCCCAGCAGCAGGGACAGGGUAUCGAUCUGCUCGAGUCGGCCGUUGUGGCGGCGAUCCAGGAGAAGGGACUCCAGAUUGGUGGUGGCCAGAUGGAGGAAGACGACGGCGAUAUUGACGGAAGCUAGUGGGUUUAUGUCGCCCCGUCGUAGCUUAACUCCACAUCGCUAUUAGUUUUCGCCCCCUUCGUCAUCAGCAUCCUAUUGAGAGUUGUGUAGAAGCGUUUUGCGGCACUCAACAAAACCCGAAGUAGUUUGUAGUUUCUAAAAUGCAUUAUCUAUUUGUAUUGUGUAAGUUCCCAAACCCCAUCUCAUCUGGUAAGAGCGCUGCUUGACUUUUACGAGGUCUCUGAAGUAUAAUAAAUAAUAUAUAAAACCCAAUGAAAAGUAUGAACGUUAGAUUUAGUAUCAAAUAAAAGUCGUACUAAAAGCAAUAAA